AUUCUCUCUUUUUCCCUUCAUUUUUCUCUCUCUUUAUAUUCCGUUACAUUUCCUCCUCCAUUUUUAGGGUUUUCUUUUUUUAUUUUCUCCACCUGCCGUUUUUUUCCCAAAGGCUUUUGAAUUGGAUUUUCAAGAUUGGUUCUAAGGUCUAAGAUAUAAAUUCUCAGACAGGUACACGUGAGACUCGACUAAAUUGUGCGAGCCAAAAUGUUCUGUUUCUAGUGUAAAUGCAGUGUGGUUCAGGAGAUGAGGUAUCGGUUUCUGUCAUUGUCUAAAUCAGACAACCAAUUUCAGAAUCUCCUUUGACACUUCCGACUUGUCCAGAUUGCAGGAAGCCCGUACUUAAUGGACUCUAUUCCCAGCAGUAGUGAUAAGAAAACUUUGAAGAGGUGGUUUUUCAUUGACAAAAGGGUUGGUUAAAAGAUUCGGCACUCCUAUACAUCCACUAGUAAGAAGUUCCAACUGCAUAGCUGUCAAUCGCAAAGUCAAAAUCACCCAAAUUCAUAUUGUUUCAAUGGACUUAAAUUCGACGAAAGCCUCUCCAGUUCUUACGGAUCCUUCACCAUUGAACAAGUCCAGAUUGGGGAUUUAUUCUAGUUUGUUGCCUUACUCACAAUCUGGUCCUUCAUUCUCCACUAGCGUGCUAACAAUUCCUAGAAAGAAGCCAGCGAAGCUUGAUGAUGUUCGAUCCAAUGGUUGGCUUGACUCUAUGAUGUCUUCUUCACCUCCUAGGAAGAAGAUUCUGAAGGAAGUAAACAUUGAUGUUUCUUCCGAUGACGCUGAUGUUACUUACCUUUCUUGGACGAUCAAGUAUCCAUCAGCUCUCAACUCCUUUCAGCAAAUUAUGAGGCAAGCAAGGAAUAAACAGAUAGUCAUCUUCUUAGAUUAUGAUGGGACCCUUUCUCCGAUUGUUGAUGAUCCUGACCGUGCUUUUAUGUCCAAUGAGAUGCGCUCUGCUGUCAGGAAUGUUGCAAAGUAUUUCCCAACAGCUAUCAUCAGCGGAAGAAGACGUGAUAAGGUUUAUGAGCUGGUAGGUCUAACUGAACUCUAUUAUGCCGGUAGCCAUGGUAUGGACAUCAUGCUGCCAGUCAAAAAUAUGCCGUCUACUAACGAUUCUAAGUGUAUUAAAUCUACUGAUCAGCAGGGCAAGGAAGUUAAUCUGUUCCAGCCUGCUCGUAAAUUUUUACCUAUGAUUGAUGAGGUUUUUAAAACCCUUGUCGAGAAAACUAAAGACAUUAAGGGGGCAAAGGUUGAGCACCAUAAGUUUUGUGCCUCUGUACAUUACCGUAAUGUAGAUGAAAAUAAUUGGCCAGUCGUUGCACAAUAUGUCCAUGAUAUCUUGAAAGACUACCCUCGGCUACGGCUAACUCAUGGGCGGAAGGUUUUAGAGCUCCGCCCUGUAAUUGAUUGGCACAAAGGAAAAGCAGUUGAAUUCCUGCUAGAAUCACUGGGUUUUAGUAACAGCAAUGACGUGCUCCCGAUAUAUAUUGGAGAUGACAGAACAGACGAAGAUGCAUUCAAGGCAUUGAGGGGAAAAUAUCAAGGUUAUGGAAUUCUUGUUUCAACUAUCCCAAAAGAGAGCAAUGCUUUCUUCUCUCUCAGAGAUCCUUCAGAGGUCAAAGAAUUCUUGGAAUCUCUUGCAAGGACAAUGGAGGAUAAAGAUAUAUAAAAAGCAUGAGAGGAAGCUGAGGGAAAUAGUAUAGUUUUUUUGGUUUAAAAAACUGCUAUUACUAGGUUUCUAUAGUUUUUCAUGAAAAAGCUGAAGUCAUUUCUCAAUCUUUGUUUUACUAUGUUAUGAAGGUAGAAAUUUUGGAAGUCUUAUUCUUUCUUUGGUUUGUUUUUGUAUUCUUUAGUUUAUCCUUUUUUUGGAAAUGGAAGGUUUUGAUCAAAGGAAGACCUUUCUCUUUUGAGUUAGUAGUAAUCAGAUGAAAUGUUUUGAACCUA
Messenger RNA from Nicotiana attenuata, 1944 nucleotides. RefSeq names its product probable trehalose-phosphate phosphatase F. The transcript is spliced from 13 exons. Gene Ontology annotation, molecular function: trehalose-phosphatase activity. The record is from RefSeq and is a predicted model, not a curated record. The coding region runs from base 515 to 1669 and encodes 384 amino acids. Gene Ontology annotation, biological process: trehalose biosynthetic process. Lineage: Eukaryota; Viridiplantae; Streptophyta; Magnoliopsida; Solanales; Solanaceae.